AUGGGUUGUGGCAGCAGCACUGUCGAUCAGAAAGCUGUGAUAGCAAAUAAUCAAAUUGAAAAAGAUAUUCGUGAACAAGAAUUACAAGCCAAAAAGAUCAUCAAGUUAUUAUUACUAGGUGCUGCAGAAUCGGGCAAAAGUACUAUCGCUAAACAAUUGAAAAUUAUUCAUAUGGAAGGUUUUACUAAGAAUGAUAUCGAGAAAGCCAAACCUAUUAUUUACAGUAACAUUGUUCACACAUUUAUACAAAUUCUGCAAAAUAUGAGACCGUUGAAACUUGAAUUUAAUAGUGAACAACGGCAGGCUGAUGCCAAUCAACUAUUUGACAUUAUUGGCAAAAUGAAAGACACUGAUCCCUAUCCACCUAGCGUUUUGAAAUCUAUGAAUGCUUUAUUAGCAGAUGGUGGAUUUCAAACUACAAUAAAACGUGGACAUGAAUAUCAUCUUCAUGAUUCCGCUGAAUACUUCCUAAAGUCUCUUGAUCGUAUCGGAAAUGACAAUUAUGAGCCUACUGAACAAGAUAUUCUGCGGUCAAGACUUCGCACAACGGGUGUAAAUCAGAUUGAGUUCGAGUUUAAGAUGCUUAAUUUCCAAGUGAUCGAUGUUGGUGGGCAAAGGUCAGAAAGAAGGAAAUGGAUUCAUGUCUUUGAUAGCGUAACUGCUAUUAUAUUUUGUGUCUCGUUAAGCUGUUAUGAUAUGACAGUUUAUGAAGAUGGAAACACGAAUAGCAUGCAUGAAAGUCUUAAAUUGUUCGAUUGGAUCGUUAACAACGAGUUCUUUAAAGAAACAUCCAUCAUUCUAUUCUUGAAUAAGAAGGACUUAUUCGAAGAAAAAAUUAAAUCUGUUUCACUAACAGUAUGUUUUCCGGAAUAUGACGGGACUAAAUCGUAUGAAGAUACAAGUCUAUUCAUUCAAAAACAAUUUAUUGACAGAAAACAAAGCAGCCAAAAAGAAAUUUAUUGUCAUUUAACUUGUGCUACAGAUACCCAAAAUAUAUCUGUCGUAUUUGACGCUGUGACGGAUAUUGUCAUUUCGAAUAAUUUAAGAAAUUGUGGAUUACUGUGA
Molecule: messenger RNA, 1065 nt
Organism: Trichoplax adhaerens
Lineage: Eukaryota; Metazoa; Placozoa; Uniplacotomia; Trichoplacea; Trichoplacidae
Exons: 8
Coding region: 1-1065 (354 amino acids)
Biological process (GO): adenylate cyclase-modulating G protein-coupled receptor signaling pathway
Cellular component (GO): heterotrimeric G-protein complex
Molecular function (GO): G protein-coupled receptor binding; GTP binding; GTPase activity
Source: RefSeq, a predicted model, not a curated record